AAGUCGCUAUUCGACAAAAGGGUCAAAUAACAAAGACUAUUUUGGCUAUAAGUGACCUGAAACAACUAAUCGAAGAAAAGAAAUUUAUCGAAGGCGACUCCGAAGAGAAUGUCGCAGCAUGGGGGGAAUCAAUCGAGGAAAAUAUAGCUUUGGCCGACGAGAAAGUGAAGCAGUUAAACGAGUAUAUUCAGCGCCUUAAAGCAGACAAACGCCAGAAAGAAAGCGCCCUGGAAAACGAAAAUAAACGACUAUUAGACGAAGAAAAUUAUGCGAGACAACAAGCCUUCGAGAAACACGAAAGAGAUAAACAACUUGCCUUCGAACAGGAACUUUAUAAACAGGCUCCUUGA
Molecule: messenger RNA, 350 nt
Organism: Paramuricea clavata
Lineage: Eukaryota; Metazoa; Cnidaria; Anthozoa; Malacalcyonacea; Plexauridae
Source: the annotation of a GenBank genome assembly